Lolium rigidum is the source of this 777-nucleotide messenger RNA. Its product is annotated as NAC domain-containing protein 45-like. The coding region runs from base 1 to 777 and encodes 258 amino acids. Gene Ontology annotation, biological process: regulation of DNA-templated transcription. The transcript is spliced from 3 exons. NCBI's taxonomy places the organism in Eukaryota, Viridiplantae, Streptophyta, Magnoliopsida, Poales, Poaceae. The record is from RefSeq and is a predicted model, not a curated record. Gene Ontology annotation, molecular function: DNA binding.
AUGGCUCCGGUGGGUCUUCCCCCGGGCUUCCGGUUCCACCCGACAGAUGAGGAGCUGGUGAACUACUACCUGAAGCGCAAGAUCCAUGGCCUCCACAUCGAGCUCGACAUCAUUCCGGAGGUCGAUCUCUACAAGUGCGAGCCAUGGGACCUCGCAGAGAAGUCGUUCCUGCCGAGCCGUGACCCGGAGUGGUACUUCUUCGGCCCGAGGGACCGCAAGUACCCCAACGGCUUCCGGACCAACCGGGCGACGCGGGCAGGGUACUGGAAGUCCACCGGCAAGGACCGCCGCGUCAUGAUGAACCACGGCGGCACCCCGCCGAGAGCGAUCGGGAUGAAGAAGACCCUGGUGUACUACCGGGGCCGGGCGCCGCAGGGGGUGCGCACCGACUGGGUCAUGCACGAGUACCGCUACGAUGACAAGGCCGACUCCGACGACACCAGCGCCAUCCAGGACACCUACGCCCUGUGCCGGGUCUUCAAGAAGAACACCAUCUGCACCGAGGUGGAGGAGCUGCAGGAGGGGCAGUGCAGCAUGGCGCUGCUGGAGGGCGCCUGCCAGCAGCUGCUCGCAGGCAGCGGCAGCCGCGGCAACAGCCAGGAGUACUACCAGACCCCGUCGCCGGACGUGCCGGUUGGGUCCACCUCUGGCACCGCUGAUGCUGACGACGACGCGGACAAGGACGACUCCUGGAUGCAGUUCAUCUCCGAUGAUGCCUGGUGCUCUGGCGCCGCUGCCGAGGAAGACAGCACCACCUGCGUGGCCCUCGCCACCUGA